AUGAUCUUUGGACGCGAAGGAGCAAUAGGUACCAUUGUGACUAUUCCGUUCGCAAGAUCUGAGCAAGGUUUUGUGGAAACAACCAAUGACAUCUCUGAAGCAUGUUGUGUCUUGACGUUUUUACUACAAAUCACCAUCAUUGGGUACGACUUGAACAAAAGGUUUAAAGUGCGCUCUGUCAUAUGCCUCACUUACGCAGCUGAAGUCCUGAUCUUUACAGAUUUGAUCUCUAUACUACUUUCUUGUCUUGUUGUUUUCGGCGUCGACUUCCUUUCAGAAAAGACAGGGCAAGCAAUCUCGAACGUUGCGGAAAAUAUCAAUCUGGCUUUCAUCUUUGUCUUUCGUUUCUAUUAUAUUGGUAUCUCGCGCGGUUGGAAAAGUAUUUGGAAAACACGAAAGCUCGAAGUAAGUUGUUAUCUACUCUUUGCCACGCAUGAGAUGCCCUUCGAUUUGUUGUCGAGUGCUAGUGGACUUAAUUGGGAAUUUGCACAAGCGAUUUGGCAUCGAACAACGCUGACUGCUUGUCUUUAUGUAAAGGCAAUGAGUAAAGGUAACAACUCAUUAGUUCGUACAAACGCCGGCUCAGCUACCAGCAGAAGGGAACGAGGGAAUAAAAUUAAAUUACUAUUUCAAAGCAAAAUGUCGUGGGUGGAAGCGUGUUACCUUCUAUUAGCUAUCGUCGUAAAUCUAUUCGGAAGAUCGUAA
Messenger RNA from Plasmopara halstedii, 705 nucleotides. RefSeq lists its product as uncharacterized. Lineage: Eukaryota; Oomycota; Peronosporomycetes; Peronosporales; Peronosporaceae. The transcript is spliced from 2 exons. The record is from RefSeq and is a predicted model, not a curated record. The coding region runs from base 1 to 705 and encodes 234 amino acids.